Puccinia graminis f. sp. tritici CRL 75-36-700-3 is the source of this 405-nucleotide messenger RNA. RefSeq lists its product as uncharacterized. NCBI's taxonomy places the organism in Eukaryota, Fungi, Basidiomycota, Pucciniomycetes, Pucciniales, Pucciniaceae. Gene Ontology annotation, molecular function: ATP-dependent chromatin remodeler activity; ATP binding. The transcript has 2 exons. The record is from RefSeq and is a predicted model, not a curated record. Bases 1 to 405 code for a protein of 134 amino acids.
AUGGGCUUAGGAAAAUCAUUACAAGCUAUUUCUCUAAUUGCAACAUCUCUCAAACUGGCAAAAGAGUUUUCAACCAAAAUUCUACUCUCAGAAAAAGAAUUUUCUCAUUCUCAUGCAACACUCAUUGUUUGCCCAGCAAGAUUAAUCAACAAUUGGUCAGAAGAAAUACUCCAACAUGUACACAAGGGAUCAAUGCAACAUUUAAAGUAUCACGGACCCCAACGUCACAUGAUUUCAAAUACUUCAAUGGAAUCUGCAAAUAUCAUUAUCACCUCAUAUGAAAUUGUACGGGCAGAAUUCAAUCAAAUUCAAAGUUCUGGUUCCUCAGGCAACUCUUUGAUCUUUUCCAGAUUUUGGUUCAGGGUUGUUUUGGAUGAGGCUCAGCAGAAAGAAGACUUUGCCUGA